GAAUGGAAAUCCCUGUGUUUGACCGCGGUGUGCGCAAGCUGGAAUCUCUCGCGGGCUGGAAUCUCUCGCGAUGGAGUCUCUCUGGCUGCGGCGAGUGGCAACUCUGUUUCUGUUUGUUUUUUGCUGCUGGGGAAGUCGCUCCGCAGAUACAAACUGGAAGAAAUUCCUGGUCCAGAUUAGCAGAGCUGUGGAGAACUACAGGCCAUGCAUAAAAGAAAACUGCAGCUGUCAUCAAGGAGUUAGGGAACAGGACUUGGCUCCCUUUCGAGAGGGGAUCUCCAAGGAGUUGCUGUCAGAAGCAAUCAGUCGAAAGCUGGGGACGCACUACCAGAUCAUUGAGAAGAAGCUGUACCGUGAGCAUGAUUGCAUGUUCCCUGCAAGACAGGAGAGUGAGCAAAAGCGCACUGGCCUAGCCUCCAUGUGCUUGAUGGAAUCAUCUUCACGCUGA
Molecule: messenger RNA, 448 nt
Organism: Gekko japonicus
Lineage: Eukaryota; Metazoa; Chordata; Lepidosauria; Squamata; Gekkonidae
Product: protein O-glucosyltransferase 1-like
Exons: 4
Coding region: 71-448 (125 amino acids)
Source: RefSeq, a predicted model, not a curated record